Diabrotica balteata is the source of this 2004-nucleotide messenger RNA. NCBI's taxonomy places the organism in Eukaryota, Metazoa, Arthropoda, Insecta, Coleoptera, Chrysomelidae. The record is from the annotation of a GenBank genome assembly.
CAUAUCUCCCGGGUGUUGGCCUUUAUCUAGAUAAUGAAGUUACAACUAAAAAUCAACAGUUCACGUAGUUUUAAUAGUAGUAAAUGUUGAUUAAUUUUAUCUGAUAAGUAACAGUUGUAGAUAAUUUUGUUCCUAUAAAUAAAUUUUUCUCAAAUUAAAAUGUGGAAAGCGGCUGCUGGUCAUCAAAUAAACAUCAGUAACGACAAUAAUGAGGACGAUGAAUGGGAAACUGAUCCUGAUUUUGUAAACGAUGUGGACGAACAACAGCAAAGAUGGGGCUCAACAACAGUGGAAGGCUCGGGCAGAACGGCUGGGGCCAUAGAUAUGGAAAAAUUAAGGAAAGAAACCGAAGAAGCUGAUGCGAAAAAGAAGAAGAAGGAAUUGGAGGAGGGAGAGCACAAUCCCUCCUACGGGUACGGAGGUAAAUUUGGAAUUGAAAAGGACAGGAUGGACCAAUCUGCUGUAGGCCACGAAUAUGUUGGCAAAGUAGAAAAACAUGCUUCCCAAAAGGAUUAUUCUACUGGAUUUGGUGGAAAGUUUGGAAUUCAAUCCGAUAGAAUAGAUAAGAGUGCAGUAACGUGGGAUCAUAAGGAGAAAAUAGAAAAACAUGCUUCACAGAAAGAUUAUGUUUCUGGAUUUGGAGGGAAAUUUGGUGUACAAAGUGAUAGACAGGACAAGUCAGCUGUUGGUUGGGACCAUGUUGAAAAAGUAGAAAAACAUGAAUCACAAAAAGAUUACAAAACCGGUUUUGGAGGAAAAUUUGGAGUACAGGCAGAUAGACAAGACAAAUCAGCUGUGGGAUGGGAUCACCACGAGAGUCCACAAAAGCAUGAAAGUCAAUUGGACCACAAGAAAGGCUUUGGCGGCAAGUUCGGUGUGCAAACUGAUCGUUUCGAUAAGUCUGCCUCUAAUUUCGACCCACCCUCAAAAGUAGGAACCAAUUAUACUAAAGUCAAGCCUGAUAUAGGUGGUGCUAAACCUUCAGAUCUUAGAGCCAAGUUCGAGACUAUGGCACAACAAAGCAAACCCGAAACGACAGGACCUUCUACUGCUCCCCGGAAAAACGUUCACGCCAAGGCCGCCUUAUUCGCUAAUGUCAAGAAAGAACCUCCUGUUCCUUCGUCCCCAGAAAAAGUCGUCUCUCCCAAACAACUUGAUCAUUCGAAAACGGCAUUUUUGACUCAAACCAGUCGCGAAGAUAAAGAAAAGGAGAACGGAAAUACAAAUACUGAGGCAGUCAAGAAGUUGGACCAAUCUAAAACUGCGUUUUUAACACAACAAAACCAAAAUAGCGAACCUGAGGAGAAGACUGUUGAGCCAAAACGCUUAGAUCAGGCCAAAAUGAAUUUUGCUCAGAAUGAAGAGACUGAAAAUGAAAAACAACAAAGUAUGAUGCAAGAAGAAUUGGAGUUAUUAAGGCAAUUACAGCAACAAAAGCCGGAUGAUUCAGACUCUGAUGAUAUAUAUGAAAAUUUUGAUGUGUCAACAAUAAAAAGGGGCAAACCCAGUGCCACUGCCGCUGCGGCUGAAGAAAUGACCCCUACAGAACCUGAACCUGCUGCAAUACCGCAAGAGACUGAAGAAGAGUAUCAAGAGGAAAUAGUGGAUACUGGUGUUACAGCUGUGGCACUGUACGACUAUCAAGCUGCCGCAGAGGACGAAAUAUCAUUCGAUCCUGACGAUGUAAUUACGCACAUUGACAAGAUUGAUGCGGGGUGGUGGAGAGGACUGUGCAAAAACAGGUACGGGCUAUUUCCGGCGAACUACGUACAGUGUGAUGAAUAGGAUUUGGUAUUUUAAGUGGCCUACGUACUUAUUUGCUUCCAGUUAAAAGAUGCAGUAGGGUAUAGGAUGUAUAUUUUUCCAGGAAUUAUUCGGAAUCAAUCCGUUGUAUACAUUGUAAUUAUCUUCAUUUUUAAACUUUAUUUUAACCCGAAGAUUUUUUAUAUGUUAUAAAGAUAUUAAGUUUAAGAUUUUAUAAAAAAAAUAAAAGUAUUAAAGGUU